AUGCUGCAAACAUGUUCUUUUAAACUCGUUCACUCUUCUAUUAUUGUUAAGGUGAUCGACCAUGUGCAGAAGAAAUUCGCUGAAUUGGGAAGUCCUAAUGAAAUGAAGGUGUACAGUUUUGGUGAAGGGGCCAAAGCCUGGAUGUCUGACUUUAACCAUCCACACUACAUGGCUGGUCGCAGAGCAAUGAAGACAGUUUUUGGCGUUGAGUCGGACCUGACCCGUGAGGGCGGGAGCAUUCCCAUCACUCUGACCUUCCAGGAGGCGACAGGCCGGAACGUCAUGCUGCUUCCUAUCGGAUCCUCCGAUGAUGGAGCUCACUCACAAAAUGAAAAAAUCAAUAGAUCAAACUACAUUCAAGGAAUCAAGAUGCUGGCUGCCUACUUCCAUGAAGUUUCACAACUGGGUUGAACUCAUAAAGUCUUUUCUUAAAUAACAUCUACACUGAUUCUCAGAACCUAAACCCUUUUGGUACAGUUUUUACUUUUCAAUCAAAAGCGUUUCUGUAGACGUCUGACAGUAAACUGGCUUUCACAUUAAUCAGUUUUAGACACUGGUGAUAUUUCCUUCUUAUGGUGUUUUCAUGUUUAGUUAAUGCUACAAAUUUGCUGUUGACAAUAAGGAUAUUCUACUUUAUGAUGAUUUUCUUUUGCAAAUUGCUGCAGAAAUAUGAUACAUAAACAUAUGAUAAAUGAGAAGAUAUUGCUUUAAUUUACUAACAUCUAAACAAGCAUACAUUUUAAUGACUUUACAGUUUUUGAAUAAUUGGUCUACACCAGUCAUAAUCUGUAAUAACUUCUUUUUAAUUGAACAGGCAUACACCUGCUAUUUGCAUGCUGUUGUACAUUUUGCGUUUAUUUUAAAUUUUUAUCUUUUUAUGUCAGUAGCAAACGGGAAGCGUCUAUCACGUGAAAAGAGUCACACAUCAGUAUAAAUGACUGACAUCAGCUGAACUGGAACCAACGGAAACCACAGGAUCAAGAACCAACACGCUAUAGGAAUACAGAACGCACGUAAACGGCGCCGCCAUAUUGCGAGUGGCUUUUUUUGUAAUUUGUACACAAAUUUGCGUAAUAAGCCUCUUUUGUUUUGUAUAUUAAGCUAUGUGUCUUUUGUUUGACUGCUAAAUUAAAAAUAUACAAAACUUCAAUCGGCUUGAGGUGUGUAUAAGAGUUAUUGUAAGUUUAUUUCUGGUUUAAAAAUUACAAAGAAUAUUUGAUUUUA
Molecule: messenger RNA, 1224 nt
Organism: Xiphophorus maculatus (southern platyfish)
Lineage: Eukaryota; Metazoa; Chordata; Actinopteri; Cyprinodontiformes; Poeciliidae
Product: cytosolic non-specific dipeptidase-like
Exons: 4
Coding region: 1-411 (136 amino acids)
Biological process (GO): proteolysis
Cellular component (GO): cytosol
Molecular function (GO): dipeptidase activity
Source: RefSeq, a predicted model, not a curated record